Molecule: messenger RNA, 1761 nt
Organism: Didymosphaeria variabile
Lineage: Eukaryota; Fungi; Ascomycota; Dothideomycetes; Pleosporales; Didymosphaeriaceae
Exons: 1
Coding region: 1-1761 (586 amino acids)
Cellular component (GO): cytoplasm; mitochondrion
Molecular function (GO): ATP hydrolysis activity; ATP binding
Source: RefSeq, a predicted model, not a curated record
AUGGCGCUGCAAACCCCGAAAGGCUUAAUGUUACACGGCGACGUUGGGACGGGGAAGAGUUUGCUUAUCGACCUGUUCGCCGAUUGUCUGCCCAAUCGCAAAAAGCGAAGAUGGCAUUUUAACACAUUCAUGCUGGGAACUCUUUCGCGUCUGGAGGAACUCCGCAUGUCAAGAUCUUCUCCACCCUUGGACGGAGUCGCUCAAGACGAGUACAGCUUGUUAUGGCUAGCUCGCGACCUUAUUGAGGAAUCGCCCGUCCUUUUCCUCGAUGAGUUUCAGCUUCCAGACCGCGUGGCAUCCAAGAUUCUAUCAAACCUUAUGACUAGUUUCUUUCAGCUUGGUGGCGUCUUGAUAACGACGAGUAACCGCAUGCCAGAAGAAUUAGCUAAGGCUGCGGGAAUGGAAUUUGCGAGGCCGAUUUCAAGACUAGGUCGUUUGGGAUGGAGGAUGGGUAUGCAGGGCGUGGUGGGAAGAGACGAUGGACCGGGGCAGAAAGGCGAGUUCGCGCAAUUCUUGGAAGUACUGCGGACGAGGUGUGAGGUUUGGGAGAUGGAAGGCAAGCAAGAUUAUCGGAGGAUUACAGGCAUGGAGGGAUCUUCUGUCCGGUCGGUAGAGACCACGUCGAGGACCAACUCGCGAGGCCCAGGCCAACAAAGUGCUAUCACCGAAACCGACGUUGCUUCCGCGCCAACAAACUCGGAAGUCACCCUCCCAAAACACUACCUUCUUACACCCUCUCCCACCGCCACAGAGGCCGAGGUCAUUUCAUACCACCAAUCCCUGACUGCAAGCGCCCAUAACGCAACAUCUACACCAACCUUACAACGGAUAGCGUGGACUUCCUUCGCCCUAAGAGUCUACGGUCGACCCUUGCACAUCCCUCUGCAAUGCAACGGUGUUGCCCUUUUCAGCUUCGACCAGAUCUGCGGCACCCCUCUGGGACCCGCAGACUACAUUACCCUCGCCUCAACUUACUCCACGAUCAUCAUAACCUCUGUCCCGGUACUCACCCUCCUGCAAAAGAACGAAGCCCGCCGCUUCAUCACCCUCCUAGACGCCAUGUACGAAGCGCGAUGCCGCCUCCUUAUCGCUGCUGCUGCUGCGCCGGAUGACAUUUUCUUUCCCACCUCGCCCUCGACGGAGAGUACCGCAGAGGAGAUAGUGGACGACGCAGUGCACCCAGAAACCUACUCAGAAGUUCACCAAGACCUGACCAGCCCCUUCCGGCCUAAUAUCUCCUCCUACAAUCUCUCUAGCUCUCUGCCGAUGGACAGCCUAGAAGACGACCCACCCAACCGCUUCCGCCGCGCAGGCUCCUCUUGCACCGACGAGUGCCGCGCAGGCACCCACGGCCCAGACUUCGCCAACAUCGCCGGGCUGACGGGCGAGGACGAGCGCUUCGCUGUCAAGCGCGCGGAGAGUAGGAUAUGGGAGAUGUGCUCGCAGAUUUGGUGGGAGAAGGAGGAUCGCUGGCGGCCUUUACCGAUGGAUUCGAGACAUUGGGAAAAGGCGAAACCUGCGAGUGGGGACGUGACGCCUGUAGCGGAGCUGCAAGAGCGGGCGGGCGCACCAAACGAAAUGAUUCCACAUGGUGCGAGCCCAUUUCGGACACGUGAGGAUGCGCCGCCGAAGAUUGCGUGGACGCAUGUUUGGGGGACAGUGAAAUGGGGGAAGAGAGCUGGUGCGUGGGGCAAAGGCGUUGAGGGCUUGGAGGAGCGGAAACGAGAGGCUGAGGUUGGGAAGGCCGAGCGGAAGCAAUGA